Molecule: messenger RNA, 903 nt
Organism: Nicotiana tabacum (common tobacco)
Lineage: Eukaryota; Viridiplantae; Streptophyta; Magnoliopsida; Solanales; Solanaceae
Product: GDSL esterase/lipase At4g01130-like
Molecular function (GO): hydrolase activity, acting on ester bonds
Source: RefSeq, a predicted model, not a curated record
AUUAUUAAGACUGAGCUUAUGGUCUUCAAUAAUGGUGGUCUGGUUUCUUUUAAUAGCAACUACUACUAAUUUGGUAGAAAACAAAUGUGCAUUUGAGGCUAUUUUUAAUUUUGGAGACUUAAAUACUGAUACAGGUGGAUUUUAUGCAGCUUUCCCAUCUCAGAGUUCUCCUUAUGGAAUGACUUAUUUCAAAAAACCAGUCGGACGGUCAAGUGAUGGCAGAGUCAUAAUUGAUUUUUUUGCUCAAGCAUUAGGUUUGCCAUUUGUAAGUCCAUAUUUGCAAUCAAUUGGAUCAGAUUACAGACAUGGUGUCAACUUUGCAACAAUAUCAUCUACAGUGCUCUUGCCACAAUCUUCAUUAUUUGUAUCUGGAGUUAGCCCAUUUUCUCUUGAAAUUCAGCUUCGACAAAUGAAAGAAUUUAAGGUUAAAGUCGAUGAACUUCAAAGUAAAGGGAAUAGUAAUCUGCCUUCCCCGAACAUAUUUGGGAAGUCACUUUAUACAUUCAACAUAGGUCAGAAUGAUUUCACUGAUGAUUUGGCAAGAAUAGGAAUAAGUGGAGUGAAGCAAUACUUACCCAAAGUAGUUUCCCAAAUUACUAGCACCAUCAAGGGUUAAAAUAUGGAAACAAAGCAUGUUGUGGACAUGGAGGUGGUGCUAACAACUUUAACCCUCAAGUGUUUUGUGGCAACAGACAAAAAUUGACAGCCACAGCUUGUGAUGAUCCGUACAAUUACGUAAGCUGGGAUGGAAUACAUACCACAGAAGCAGCAAAUAAACUCACUGCUUCUGCCAUUCUCAAUGGCUUAAAUUCUGUGAUAUUCAGCCUAUUGGUUGAUAUACGAUUUUAUUGUAAGUGAUGGAAAAUAAACCACGAGUUAUUAUAUUGUAACGCGUUGAUGAUA